AUAAACAAGCAACUUAGUAUAUUGUCAAUUGCUAUGGAAUGAGUAGAGUCGGAUCAUUUCUUCGUUAAAUAAAUUAAAUAAUUAUUUAUUUUAAAUAAAUUACAUAAUUAUACAUUUUCUAAUUUUUCGCGUCAUUCUUAUGCUAUGGAAUCGUUAACGAAUGUUCUUCCACCUCCUGUUUAUCAGGCUGUUGAUCGGCAGCAACAUGUCCCCAGCAAAAUAACAUCAUCAGUCGUGGCCGUUAUCGGAGUGUGUCCGCCUUAUGGUCAGAGGAAAGGAUGGAUACCCAGAAAAGUUGAGGAUUACGGAGAUGGCGGAGCGUUCCCGGAAAUUCACACUCCUCAAUUCCCACUCGGCAUGGGAUCAAAAAAGUCGACGAGUAACGCACUCGCGAAAACGGUGGACUCCGAAGGAAAUGUCAGGUACGAUGCAAUUGCUAGAGUCGGGCAUAGACAAGAUAAAAUUGUCCAUUCUCGAUUCAAUGACCUGACGACAAAAGUCUUGGAUCCAGACGAUUCAACGAUUCAGAAACCCGAUCCAGAUUAUGUUAAAGAGAUUACGGACAAGACGAAAGAUGCUCUUGAGAAAUUGGUAGCAGCCAAAAUUUCGGCAGCUAUGCCAGUCAGGGCGGCUGAGAAGAAGGGACAGGCGCAAUACAUCAGGUACACGCCAUCCCAGCAAGGUGUGGCCUUCAACUCGGGGGCCAAGCAGAGUGUCAUCCGGAUGAUUGACGUCCAACAGGACCCAAUGGAACCUCCCAAAUUUAGGACCAACAAGAAGAUCCCCCGCGGUCCUCCCUCUCCCCCCGCUCCCGUCCUCCACUCCCCAAACAGAAAGGUCACUGUGAAGGAGCAACAGGAGUGGAAGAUUCCGCCUUGCGUUUCCAACUGGAAGAAUGCUAAAGGCUACACCAUCCCGCUGGACAAGAGGCUGGCGGCAGAUGGCAGAGGACUGCAGGCCACGCACAUGAACGAAAACUUCUCCAAACUCGCCGAAGCCCUCUACCUGGCAGAUCGGAAGGCUCGAGAGAAUGUGGAGGCGAGGGCGCAGAUGGAGAAGAAGGCCGCCCAGAAGGAGAAGAUGGCGAAGGAGGAGAGGUUGAAGAUGCUGGCCCACCUGGCCAGGGAACAACGGGCUGGCGUGGGGACGAACCACGACGCCAGUGCUCCUGCCAACGAUGUGGAUGACCCCGACUUUCAAACUCGAAGUGACUUGAGGAGAGAUCUGGCCAAGGAAAGGCAGAGGGACAGAAACAUCAGCAGAGCUGCUCCCGAUAAGAGGAAUCGUUUGCAGAAGGAACGGGAGAGGGACAUAAGCGAGAAAAUUGCCCUCGGCAUGCCCAACCCUGGUAACCGCGGCAACGAUGACGCAAUGUUCGACCAGAGACUCUUCAACCAAUCAAAGGGUCUCGAUUCCGGAUUCGGCGGGGGUGAGGACGACAGGUACGACGUGUAUGACAAGCCAUGGAGGUCCGACAAAGAUUUCGCCUCGCACAUUUACAGGCCCUCCAAAAAUGUCUCAAACGACAACCUGGUCGACGACAUAGACAACCUCAUCAAGUCUAACAGAUUUGUCGCCGAUAAACCAUUUUCCGGAAGUGACGCGACGAUACGAAGGGAUGGGCCGGUGCAAUUCGAAAAAGAGGAGGAAGAGGAUCCGUUCGGUCUGAACAAAUUUUUGGACGAGGCCAAGAGAGGGCAGAAGAGGAACCCGAACGAAGGAAACGAACACAGCAGUAGCAAGCACGGUCAUCAUCAUUCAGAUCAUUCCAGUAACAAGAGGAGGAAGGUUUGAUGAUGAAAAUGAUGAAGAUGAGGAUGGAGUCUGGAAUGAUCCGUAAUGGGAAGUGGAAGAGGAUCGGUCGUGAUAUGGGAUGAGACGGGAUGAAGGAUUGAUGAUGACAUGAGUUGAGGGUAGAAAAAUUCUGAUGAAGAUGAAGAAGACGACGAAGAUGAAGAUGACAGUUGUGAGAAUGAACGAACGAUUGAAUGAAUGAAUGAACGAUUGGAUGAAUAAACGAUUGAUUGAAUGAAUGAAUAAAUGAAUGAAUGAGAGAUUAAGAGAACGAACGAAAGGAUGAUCUAUUAAUCAGUUGCAAAAUUUACUGUUUGACUGAUUCGUGCGUGUUUUGUUUGUUUUUACAAAAUGAAUGAUUAGAUAAAAAUAAAUAUAUAAGUAAAUAAAUAUAUAAAUAAAUAAAUAAUUAUUAUUAUUAUAUAUGUUGGCAAAAGACAAUAAUUUUUACAAUAUUCUAUAAAUUCUACCGAAUGUUUGGCGUUAAUAUGUUUCUGAAGAUUCUGAAUCGAAAUAUGUGGCCUUAUUUGCAGCAUGAAUUCGGAAAAUUUCCCGAAUUUAGCAUGAAUUCGGAAAAUAAGUUUAUUUUGAAUUUUAAUAAACUAAACGUUCACCAAAAAACUUUAGUGAGAAAAUUUGAAAAAACGAACUACAAACAUAUUAACGCCAAACAUUCGGUAGAAUUUAUAGAAUAUUGUAAAAUAUAUAUAUAUAUAUCGUUACUCCUCGUUCUUGUUUUCAUUGUUAACAUCACGUGUUUC
Molecule: messenger RNA, 2555 nt
Organism: Helobdella robusta
Lineage: Eukaryota; Metazoa; Annelida; Clitellata; Rhynchobdellida; Glossiphoniidae
Exons: 13
Coding region: 145-1794 (549 amino acids)
Biological process (GO): mRNA splicing, via spliceosome
Cellular component (GO): spliceosomal complex
Source: RefSeq, a predicted model, not a curated record